Anisakis simplex (herring worm) is the source of this 741-nucleotide messenger RNA. NCBI's taxonomy places the organism in Eukaryota, Metazoa, Nematoda, Chromadorea, Rhabditida, Anisakidae. The record is from the annotation of a GenBank genome assembly.
AUGGCUAUUGUCGUAGUCUUGAGCUCUUCACCUCAUACGGAAAACAAAUUGGGAUCUCAAAGAAUUCAGGUACGUUUCUAUUACUGCUCGUACGGUAGUGCCAUAUCAACACUCCAAUUGAUCGUGCAACCUCUUAAUGGACAACCAUCAAAAAUCAUUUGGACGCCUCCGUCAAGUUCCACAUUUGGUGAUCAAAGUUACUAUUGUGAGUGGAUGAAAGUAUCGGUGGAUUUGCCUGAACAGAAAGGAGAAUAUUAUUUGAAGAUGAGUGUCAGUAAAAUAUUCGAUUCAUCGAUAAGUUUCGCUAUUGAUGAUUUCUCGAUGACACCGAAUUGCUUCACAAGAGAGGUUGCAUGGCGUAGUCAGUACAUUCCAUUCGUUUACAAUAUCACUAGCUGUGGUCAAUCUGGAAAUCAAGCACCGUCAACCACUGACUGUGCGAAAUUCUACAAUCAUACUAAUACUCACGCUGUGCUAGCCAGUGGGCGAAAGGAUGGAUUCCAGAAAUGGCUAGCACCAAAGACUGCUGAAUACAGAAUCGAAGCAUACGGUGGCUCAGGGGGUCAUCUUCCGCAUCAAGCGAUCAACAAUUACGGUGGCCGAGUGGUCACUCUGGUGAAUCUGACCACUGCUAUGGAGCUAGAAGUGCUAAUCGGCCAACAAGGCGAGAGUCCUUGUGAUACUAUGAACGAUGACAUCGGAGAGAUGAUCGUGAGUGGUCAAAAUUUCUCCAAAAUUUAG